Messenger RNA from Gavialis gangeticus (Gharial), 7319 nucleotides. It is a transcript of the gene ZNF106, whose product is annotated as zinc finger protein 106. The record is from RefSeq and is a predicted model, not a curated record. Gene Ontology annotation, cellular component: membrane; cytosol. The coding region runs from base 122 to 5812 and encodes 1896 amino acids. Lineage: Eukaryota; Metazoa; Chordata; Crocodylia; Gavialidae. Gene Ontology annotation, molecular function: RNA binding; SH3 domain binding. The transcript is spliced from 22 exons.
GGCGGCGGCGGUUGGGCGUCUGCUCCGGCCGCGCCGGGUGAUGGCGGCCUGGGUCGCCGCUCUGCCGUGGGACGAGGAGGACGCGGCCUGCACAGGGUAAGAUCUUUCCAGAGAAAUCAUUAUGGUGCGACAACGAAGAUGCAUGUUAUGUCAUAUUGUGUACAGCUCAAAAAAGGAAAUGAAUGAACACAUGAGAAGCAUGCUUCAUCACAGAGAACUUGAAAACCUGAAAGGGAGGGACAGCAACCAUGAGUGUCGUGUGUGCAGGGUGACAGUGGUGGGCUUAUCAGCUUAUGCCAAGCACAUCUCCAGCCAGCUACACAAAGACAAUGUCUAUACCUAUGACAGGAAAGAAGAAGGGAAAGAAGAAGAUGAAGGAGAAUACUUUGACAAGGAACUAAUUCAAUUAAUCAAGCAAAGGAAAGAACAGAACCGGCAAAUUGAAACUUGCUGUGCAAACCAAGAUAUAGAACCUGAUGACAGGAGACCACAAAGGAGGAGUAACGAAAGAGCUACUUAUGAAGACAGAGAAGAUUAUGAUCAGUCAUCGUGGCACCAUCGUGGCCCAUCACAGAACAACUGGAAAUGGAAAGUUGAUGACUUUAUUAAUCCUAGACAAAGCAAAUUCCCUCAGUCUGUGAGGAACCUUAAUACAAACAGGCACCCUAGUAGUCCAAGAGGGCGCUCUGGAUGGCACCAAAAUAGUUCCGGAGGGCCUCCUAAUUGGCAUCAUGGCCAUGGGAAUUCUGGAAGUGUUUGGCAUGCAGGAGGAAGCACAUCAAACUGGCAUGGUGCACCGGGAAGAAAUUCCAACUGGCAUUCUGAAGGAGCAGGUGGUUUUUCAACUUGGCAUUCUAACAACUGUGGAGGAAACUGGAAAUCUAAUUCUCAUGGUGGAAAUAGCUGGAAUUUUGGUGGCUCAGGAGAUAAAUAUGCAUUAGGAAGAAACAGGCCUGCAAAUACUAGCUCCAAGCCAGAAGAUGUAAGCAUUACCUGGAAAACCCCAAAUAAAUAUACCCCCAAAAAGUACACAUGGCUUUCACAGAAAAAUGACAGCACUGGCAAUGUGUUGCCUUGUGGUGGUUCAGCAGAUAAUAGGAGUAAUUCAUUGGAUUUUACUAGUGAUGCACUCUCUGAAGGAAGUUUACUGGAUUUUGCAAUGUCUGAGCAACCUGAGAGCAAAAUUUCCAAGAUCAGUGGCAAAAGUAGUAGCCCUUCCAGAGAUAAAAUGCAUCGUUGGUCUCCUUAUCCCUCGCAGAAAGCUGUAGAUCAGCAGCCAGGGCCUGAAGACAGUGUUUCUAAAACCUUAGAGAAAACAGAUACAGUAUGUACACCUCUAUUUGAGCCACCCAUGAAAAUGAAGGAUUGUGAAAAUAAUGUAGCUAGGCUGAAAAAAUGGGCAGAGUCUUCUUGUUAUAAAGCUACCUCUGAUCAUCUUAAUACUCACAAAAUGCUGACAGACUCUACCAGUGAAGGAAGACCUGAUCAGGAUGAUGGCAAAAGUAACAGGAUGCCAUCACUGAAAUCCCCUCUCCUGAAUCUUCCAGGCCUUAAGUCCUUUUUACAAAAUCAAGACCCAAAGACGCAGAAUCUAUUGAAAAAUGUCAGAAUUCUCUUAUCACACACUGGAGAAUGUGAGAAUCAUCUGAAUGCACUAAACUUGGAAACUAACUGCUCCUCCUCUUAUAUGUCCAAGCUGCAUAGUAUGUGUACUCAUAGCUUAAAAAGCAACAGAAAUGUGCUUGACAGUGAUCAGAAUGAGCCUAUUAAUAAUCAGAGUGAAAAACAGCAAAAAACUAAAGAAGAUAUGCGAUCCAAUCAUUCUUUGCAAAAUUCUUUAAGCUCCUACAAAGAUACAGAGAUCAAACAAAAUGAUGAUCAAAACACAGAAGGAAUUUCAAAAACUGAUAAAUCUACUUUAGAUGAGGCGAGUGAUGAGGAACCAGCAGGGAGUGAAAAGUCUGAAUUAGGAAUUGAAAAGUUUGAUGUUUGUUUACCAGGUGACCCUGUGGAGUAUGAACAUGCUAGUGCUAGAAAGAAAAAUGACACAGGAGCAUUAAGUAAAUCUCCAAAUUCAAAUAUUGUCACUGAUAAUCAGAAAGGUUCUGAAUUUCAAAUGGAAAGUGCAGUGUCUCCAUCAGGCCCUAAACACCACUUGGAUUUGGAUUUGAAAGCCCCUCAUGGGGGUGAAGGUGACGAGAAUCCUAUUAAGUCAAGUGAGCAUUUUGAAAUGGAAAGCUUUGAAAACCAUUCGGAUCAUGAACUUCAAAAAGGAGGCAACCAAUCUUCAGGCCCCUUGCUUCCUGACUUAAGCAAACUUGGCCUCCCUGCUUCCCUUCAAAGAGACCUGACCAGACACAUUACUUUGAAGAGCAAAAGUGGGGGACAUCUUCCUGAACCCAAUCUCAACAGUGCACGUCGCAUUCGAAACGUCAGUGGUCAUAGAAAGAGUGAAACUGAGAAGGAGUCUGGACUUAAACCAACCUUGAGGCAGAUUCUUAGUGCAUCCCGAAGACACGUAAACUGGGAGCAAGUCAUUCAGCAGGUAACCAAGAAGAAACAAGAACUUGGCAAGGGUUUACCAAGGUUUGGCAUAGAGAUGGUUCCCCUUGUUCAAAAUGAACAGGAAGGUCUAGAUUUAGAUGAAGAACCUGACAUAUCCACUCUAGAAGGAUUUCAUUGGGAAGGGAUUUCUAUAACAGCAGCUGGAUCAGCUAGGAAACGCAGCUUCUCUGAGAGCAGUGUGAUUGUAGACAGGAAUGUGUCUGCUUAUGGCUUCUUCGCUGACCAAGCCACAGCAAAAGAAUGUGAGCAAAGGCAAAUCAAUUCACAUCACAUAAUGUCUGGAUUUAAAGAAACUGCUGACACUGUAGCUGACCAUAGCCAGGAGGCAUGCUAUCUUCCCUUGGCACCCUUCUUGUCUGAAAGAAGUGAAGCCAUUACCAACGGAAGGAGAGACAGCCUACAGAAUCUAUCUGGUCUUUCAAGUCCCACAACAGUUACUGCAAAACAAGACCCAGAGAGCCCAGAAAAUACAACAUCACCUCUUGAAAAUCAAAAUACAUUAGAGAUCACAGGAGAAGGAAAUGUUUUGGCUUCAAGUGGAUCUUCAGCACUUGCAGUAUCCAACUCUGUAGAUGCAGCUACAGACAGUAGCUGUACAUCUGGUACUGAGCAGAAUGACAGCCAGGGAAUUGGAAAGAAAAGAAGAGCAACUGGCGAGGGAUCCUCUCCUGAAAUUCCAAGUCUAGAAAGAAAGAAUAAAAGGAGGAAAAUUAAAGGCAAAAGAGAGCGUUCCCAGGUAGACCAAUUGUUGGCUAUUUCCUUGAGGGAAGAAGAGCUGAGCAAGUCCUUGCACAGUGUGGACAAUAGCCUCUUGCAAGCUCGGACAGCUCUACAGGCAGCCUAUGUUGAAGUUCAGCGGUUCCUUGUAUUAAAACAGCAGAUAACAAUGGAGAUGAGUACAUUGAGGAGUCGCAGAAUCCAGAUCCUGCAGGGGCUACAAGAAACAUUUGAACCUUCUGAGCAGUCAGAGCAGCUCACAUGCAAUAUCACAAAUGAAAGAAGAAAUAGCAGAACACAGACAACAACAACAGCUGACCUGUUUCCUCCAAGCCCCUUCUUCCCCCUGCUGGAUACUUCAUGUCUCUCCACCCACAUAUCCCCUUCUAGUACUGCCUUGGGAGCCCCUGCCCAUGUAAGCACCUCUGCUAGCAUUGCAUCCACCACUGUUCCUGAUUCAUCAGUUCAAAUUAAGAAAGAGCCUGUGCCUGCGGAGCAUGGAGAGGAGAGCAUGAAUACUGAACUUCCUUGCUCUGUGCGUGCACCUGAAGCAGAAGUACAGCAGAAAAAUGAGGAGAUCAGCCAGAAAACUUCAGUGUAUCCAGUUAUCUCUGCAACUAUCUCCCUGUCAGAACUGACUGCUGCUUUCCAGCAACCUAAUCAAGAUGCUUCCAAACCUGCUAUGGACACAGGAAGGGCGAGGCUGCAUGGGACCCCUUCCCCUUCCCAUUCACCAUCUGCUCUCAGCAGAAGAGGAGCAAGUGAAACUCUGACUGAAAGCACUUUACCUGACCCAUGUAGUAGUUCCCUUCCAAAUCAGUCAUUUGCUUUAGAAACAUCAUUAGAUAAAGACUCCAAGCCAUCAGAAGAACAGCCCGAGCAACAGGCAGAAACUACUCUUGUGUCCGCAGAAAGCAAAGGAAACAGGAGAAGGAAAAGGCUAAGAAAGAAGAAAACUCUCCGUGCAGCCCACAUACCUGAGAAUAGUGACACUGAACAGGAUGUAAUUGACUCUAAACCUGUUAGGAAGGUGAAGGUUGGGAAGGGACCCAAAGGUGAAAAAGUUACUACGUCCACGCCUCCAAAACAAGAGGAUGAAGGCACUACUCAAGAAGCAGAGAGAAACAAAGAUGAAAAUGACAGUGAUAUUUCUCUUGAAUUAGUGGAAAUCACAAAUCCCCAGUUUGAAGUGGUGGCCAUAGGUUCAUCAGAGUCAGGAAAUGAAAAACCAGACAGUCCAUCCAAAAGGGACUCCUGCGGGCAAGCAUUAAUGGAGGCAUCUCAUUCUGGUUAUGAUGAAGUGAGUUCCACUAGUGAAAUUGGCACAAAUUGCAAAGAUGGUGUUAAGAGAAGUGUGGCUGAGACCCAGACGUCUAUAUCAUCCAUAAGAGGGUUGAAGAAUUCUUCAGAAGUGUCUUCAGAGCCAGGUGAGGAUGAAGAACCUACAGAAGGGAACUUUGAAGGACAUGAAGCUGCUGUAAAUGCUAUUCAGAUUUUUGGGAAUUUGUUAUAUACCUGCUCAGCAGACAAAACUGUCCGUGCCUACAAUUUGGUUAGCAGAAAAUGUGUCCGUGUUUUUGAAGGACAUACUUCAAAAGUGAACUGCCUUCUGGUUACUCAGACAUAUGGAAAGAAUGGAGUCCUCUACACUGGCUCUAGUGACCACAAUAUCAACUGUUACAACAUUAAGACCAGAGUGUGCAUAGAACAGUUUAAAUUGGAAGACCGGGUGCUCUGUCUACAUAGUCGAUGGCGAAUUCUCUUUGCGGGCUUGGCAAAUGGCAGCGUGGUCACUUUCAGUAUAAAGAACAACAAGCAACUGGACACCUUUGAAUGCCAUGGCCCUAGAGCAGUGAGCUGUCUAGCCACGGCUCAGGAAGGGGCACGCAAAUUGUUAGUAGUGGGAUCCUAUGACUGUACCAUCAGUGUGCGGGAUGCUCGAAAUGGACUGCUUCUCCGAACCCUUGAAGGUCAUAGUAAAACAAUACUGUGCAUGAAGGUUGUAAAUGAUCUGGUGUUCAGUGGCUCUAGUGAUCAGUCUGUCCAUGCACACAAUAUACAUACAGGAGAGCUUGUACGAAUCUAUAAAGGGCACAAUCAUGCAGUAACUGUUGUUAAUAUUCUGGGGAAGGUGAUGGUGACAGCCUGCCUGGAUAAAUUUGUCCGUGUUUAUGAGCUACAGUCUCAUGACCGUUUGCAAGUCUAUGGAGGACACACAGAUAUGAUCAUGUGUAUGACCAUUCAUAAGAGCAUGAUCUACACUGGCUGUUACGAUGGCAGUGUCCAAGCUGUGCGGCUUAACCUGAUGCAGAAUUACCGCUGCUGGUGGCAUGGAUGUUCACUAAUAUUUGGAGUUGUGAACCACCUGAAACAACAUUUGCUAACAGAUCACACCAACCCAAAUUUUCAGACCCUAAAAUGUCGCUGGAAGAACUGUGAUGCUUUCUUCACAUCUAGGAAAGGUUCUAAGCAGGAUGCUGUAGGGCACAUUGAAAGACAUGCCGAGGAGGACAGCAGGAUUGACUCAUGAAGCUUUUUUGUCUCCCACAUUGGGAAGUAAUUUUAUUCAUCAGAAAUAUUCCGUGCAUCAUCUGCCUGUUACCCCACCUCUUUUCCCAUGCUUUUCCUCCUUGGAAUGCAAAAAGGGAGUGGGGCCUGAUGGCUCGAUUACAGAGAUUGCAUGUCUCAUGCAGCCUUGUAGAAAUGGGAAUAAUCCAUUGAGACUCAGACCAAACAGAAGAAUUUUUCAAGUUUUAAUUAAUCAAAAAACACAAAGAAAAUCUCCCCCCUCUCGUCUGCCAUUUUAAGAGUCAUAUUCUGUAUAUGUAAGUUUGGGCAUUCAGAGAGGGGGGUUCAGUACCCAGAUUAAAAAUAGGUACCAGCAUUUGCUACUUUAUCUUAAAAUCUGUAAGCAUUUAAUCAAGGUGGGUUACUGUUUACAUGUCUGCUUCACGCUGUAUCUAAUUCCCACAAACAAAUAAAUUCAAUUUUGGCUUUUGCCAGUUUUAAUAAAAUAUUGCUAACAAGAAAGACGCAUGUUUUACAAAGAGUUUAAAUUAAUUUCCAGUAGAAAUUUUGGCUGUCUUCAUAAAACUGUCUGGCCUUUUAACAUGGGACUGGAAUAAAUGAACAGUUCCUUUUUUAAGGAAUUGAAAUGUAUACUUUAAUAUUUUUAUUCUUCCUUUGUCUAAAAGUUGCUUUAACUGGUAAAAUGUAUACAGUGACUGAUUGGAUUUUAUUGUCCUACACAUUAUAUUCCCUAAGGGGGAGUUAAGAUAAGAACAGACACUGUUUGAGAUGUAUUAUAGCAGCAAAGCAGUCAAACUAUUAGGUCCAUUAAUCUGUCAGAAUAUCAGGCAACUCAUUACCAGACAAUAUGGAGAGUGACACCAGUUUUUAUUUUGCAUUUAAACACCAGCACAGUAUAAUUAUAAUCAUUAUUGUGUUGAUAUGGCAGCAGUUUUUUUCCAAUUUUGGGACAAAGUAACUAAUAUUGCGAGAUUUUUAUUUUAUUUCUGUUGAGAUCUUGUAUGGAAUAUUAGCCAGUGGCACUUGUGCUGACUUAUGGAAACCCAACUUAUUAAACAUAGGCACAAACACCACAUAGCUAAUGACAGUCAUUUUGUGUUGCUUUGUUUAUGUUGUAAACAUGGUCUGCAUCAGGUUCACAUUAACUCAAGUUUAUCAUGGAAUCGUGCAAUAAAGAAGGCUGCUGGUUUUGGAGCAGGAUGUUAAAGUCUGAGGAUUUCAAGCAGAAGCUGAGGGUAUCAAGUGCAUAACAUUUAUAUAAAGCUUGUUUCUACAAAUGCUUCUGAGGGAUUACGUUUUCAUUUGCUUCUCAGGGAGACUGAAAUCUCAUUUGUGCAUUCAGAACAACAAAAUGAAAAAAAAGCUCUUUAUUCAUUUGAUAGUUCCUUUGUUCUCUUAGGCAGUGAGACUGAAAGUAGCAGAGGCUUUCUUCUCUCCUGUUGUAAUAACCAUCUUAAGACAAGAGAGGAAGAGUUCCUACCAGCUAUGCACAGAAAGUAAAAAAACAA